AUGGGAUCUCUCAACUUCAACCAGAACGCCUGGUACCGGGUCAACGUGACAAGGCAAAGCGGCCAGUCUCUGGCCGGGACCCCCCUCUACCUAGACAACGAUACCAAGGGUUCCGUCUCCUUCAAGGACACCAACUCCACCGUGGUGGGAGAGUCAUGGCAGUUCUACAUCUACAACGCCACAACCAUGACCUACGUCUUGCGGUGCCUGGACAGCGGGCCGCACUCAUACCUGGCGACUACGUCGUUGAAUGAUGGCGAGGUUGGCGCAGAUGCCACGACCGGGCACACCACGCCCAUCGUGGCGAAAUAUCCCGUCGCGGACGAGUCCAUCUUCUGGCAGAUCGAGCCGUGGGGAGACGGGUCCUAUUAUCUUUACAACCUGCUCAAUGGGUCGGACUGGCGGCUGAAUGUGGAGUCUACAUCUGAUAUGGACAUGGACUCGAACAUCACCGCGCCGCAGACCGGGCAGCAGUUUACCUUUCAAGAGAUGGGGCCUAUUAAUAAUUAUGACUUUUCGACGUAUUAUCCAUACCCAACCAGCACGGCGACAGCCUCGUCCUCAGCAACACCUCCCACCACUCACUCUCCCUCCCCCUCCCCCGGCCUAUCCACUGCAGCCACAGCAGGAAUCAGCAUCGCCGCCACGGUGCUCGCCAUCAGUGUGCUGGGCCUUUUGAGUUGCUGGUUCUUCCGCAGGAGGCGCAGGCGUCAUCUCCCAGGACUCUCGGGCGGCGGAGGAGGCAACAGCAGCACCACCAAGGAGGACAACAAUAGAUGGGCAAUGGCAGGCUAUAGCGACGGGACCGCCUCGGAGAUGCCGGGUAGCUUUGGGACGAGGGCAGAGCUGAUGAGCUCUCAGGCCAAGCCUGUGGAGUUGGCAAGUGGUUCCUACAGCCCUGCGUCCCAGGCCUAG
Molecule: messenger RNA, 915 nt
Organism: Cryphonectria parasitica EP155
Lineage: Eukaryota; Fungi; Ascomycota; Sordariomycetes; Diaporthales; Cryphonectriaceae
Exons: 2
Coding region: 1-915 (304 amino acids)
Source: RefSeq, a predicted model, not a curated record